UUGAACGAACUCUUAUAAUCUUAUCAUAUUAUAGUUUCAAUAGAAUUACCAGUCAAUUGAUACCUUCGCUGAAUGUCUCGUUUACCUAAGCUUGCAAGAAAAAUAUAAAUAGAACUAAGGGUCUGCGAGGGAGUGAUGCGCACGCAUCGGAACCAGAAAGGGCGUAAGUAAGCGGCGCGGCGGCGCGUUAAUGUUGGCUUAGAGCAUGCGAUCAAUAGUCGUGCUGACGUCAGUGAGGUGUCGCGCCAUUGGCCCUCCCGGCAUUAUUAAAUAAACCUCCGGGGCGAGUGGCGCUGUACGUCGCGCCGCGGCACAGCACCGCAAAACGCGGCGGGCCCGCGCACCGCUCGCGGCUCGCCGCCCGCCAUGGACGACAUGCCGGACCUGUCGCACCUCACGCCGGAGGAGCGCGCCAUCAUCGAGGGUGUCAUAAUGCGCCAGCGACAAGAGGAGCAGCGAGAGCACGAGAUUAUGAGACGUAAACAAGACGAAGUAGCGGUACUCGAGCAGACUAUUCGUACCAGAAACGAAAUGCACCGAGCAGCCGGAGUAGAGUUAGCUGCCACCUGCCACAUCUGCCUGAAGACCAAGUUCGCAGACGGAGUGGGUCACUCCUGCCACUACUGCAGGGUGAGGUGUUGCGCUAGGUGCGGAGGAAAGGUCACUUUAAGAUCCAAUAAGGUUAUAUGGGUUUGCAUACUCUGUCGAAAAAAACAAGAACUGUUGUCAAAAACCGGCCAAUGGAUACACAAAAGCGCCGGUCAAGAUUCAAUGCUAUGGCAAAUGGAGUCCGAUUUGAGAGGUUUACCUCCUCAGGGGGACACUUCUUUAGAUAAAAGGCCGAAAUUAGAGAGGGCACACAGCGCCGCAGAAAAGGAGAACCUACCCUUGCAAAGAUCGGGGAGUGCCUUGCGGCGGCAGUACAGUCAGCAGGAAGCACGAUGUUAUGGGGAGUUGGAAGGGCUGGCCCGAACUCAUCCUCACCUCGUGCAUCCGAGACAAAAAGCAGCGUACGGGGUGGAGGAUACGGGCUUGCCUCCCGUCGGGCCGCACGCACAGCUGCUGCCAUUGCCGCACGUGCCCGGUGCGCACCCGCCGCUUCCACCGCGCUCUUCCUCGUCCGACGACGAGGUGCCCGAGUGCGUCUCCGACGAGAACGACGAGUACCGCGACCGUGGACAACUCGAAGCGUGUUCUUCUCUACGGCACUCGCACCUGCGCAACACCAGCGUGGCUGCCAACAAUUAUUACAAUUUGACUAAUCAUUCACCGGCCUCGUACAUGCCGGAGGUGCGCGGGGCGUUCGAUGCCGCCAGAACUGCACCGGCGGGCGGCCGUAGUUUCGACUCGGUCACGGAUUGCCGCUGGCGCGCCCGUGACGACGGGGAGGGCUCGUACUUGCGCCCCUACGUGCCGGACGGGGGCCCGCGUCUUGACCGUGCUGUAUAUAAGAGUGCCUAUUUGUGGGAAGACUCCUCCGAUAACAGACGGUUCACCGAGAGGAGAAAAAAAACUGUACGCUUCGAUGGGCACGAAGGUGCCGCGACGUUUCCUCGAGGCGGUCGCGACGCGUCGGGCGCGCCGCACGACUGGGCCUCCUUGCGCUGGGAGUCGGAGCGGCAGACCAGCCAAGACUCCGCCACCAAAGACUCGGGCAUCGAUACCUCUAGCACUUUUACUUCCAGUGAAGACUCAAACAGGGGUGAUUGCCCUAAGUUUCCACUGAACUGGCAAGUUUCAACUGAUGGUACGCGUAUGAUUGGGCACAUGGUUCUGCGCAAGAGUGUGGUAGAAGGCAGCUCCCACUCCUCAGCUGCGAUUCUCGGUCUGAAGGUCGUCGGAGCGAAAAUGCUACCGGACGGAACGCGUGGUGCCAUAGUUGAGAAGGUCAAGAAAGGAUCCAUUGCGGACUUAGAAGGGCAGCUAAGAAUAGGAGACGAAGUGUUACAAUGGAACGGUGUUCCGCUGCAAGGGCGCAGUGCGGAGGAAGUGGCAGCGGUGGUGGCCAACAGCAAGCACGAUUCACACGUUGAGCUGGUGGUGUCACGCCCGCUUGCAUCUUCCCGCCCGCCGGCACAGUCUUGGAGAGCUCAUAAAGAGGUUUACACCGAAAUCUUGGGUGGAUGCGAGAAACCUAGUGUGCUGGUGACGUCACCGGGCUCGCCAGACAUACAUGCACGCCGCCGGUCCGCGCGGCAAAACCAUCACAACGUCAGCGUAACCGGCCGCAUACAGCUAAAAGUUUUUUUCGACAUCCCGGCUCUCCAGCUGCUGGUGACCGUUGUAUCAGCUACGGGUCUAAGCCCCAGGUCUGACGGCUCCCCUCGAUGUCCAUAUGCCAAAAUCUUCUUACUACCAGACAAGAGCGAGAAAAGCAAACGCCGAACUAAAACACUUGCGAAUACAUUGGAACCAAGAUGGAACCAAACGUUUGUGUACUGUGGCAUUCGAAUUUCUGACCUCAAAAAACGAACUCUAGAGGUCACUGUAUGGGAUUUAAAUCGCUACGGACCUAAUGACUUCCUAGGUGAAGUCUUACUGGACCUCGAUGCUGCUAUGAUGAAUCAAGAACCUAAUUGGUAUUUACUGAAACCUCACGAAGAAAUACCGGGAUAUAGUCGGUACCGGGACGACGAUGUGGAUGGCGAACAUUUAUCACCUCCAUCCACAUCGACGUCUCGUCUCUCUGACUCGGACACCCCGAGUGAGUGCGAACUACGCAGGCACCACUCACUCUCCAGCCUGGCAUCUAGUUCGAGCCCACCACCACCGCAUGAGAUUGAGGAAACACGUUGCAGUAGACGAGACAUGUCGCCAGCUGGUCGUGUGAGAACGGCUGGCAUGUCGAGGGAACGGAGUGGAUACGUAGUGAGGUCGCAGUCUGCGGCCGGCGGACGCAGUGCGUCGCCUCGCCGCUCGCUGUCUCCACCCGGCUCCGCCCCGCGCUACACAGUGUGUGAAGAUCGAGGCGAUGCAUCGCGAUUACCAACGCACGCGUACGCACCGCGUUUUCAGUCGCGAUCGGCCACCGCCACUCCCACCACUAGUCCAAAGAAGCGACAGCUUCCCCAAAUACCGCACCAGCAGAGUGGUCAGCGAGCGAUGCGCGCGCAGGUGUCGGCGGACCUUGAAGAACGUAAGUGGAUCGGCCCGCACCACAUUGGCGCCACACUCACCUACCGCAGCACGCCACAAGGGUGGGAGAGGCACUAUGCGGGUUUGUCGGACUCUGAAUUGGCAGCGCGCGGUGGAGGCUGGGCACCGAGACGCCGCCUCUCGCCCGACGCGGCGGCUGCGGACUCGGACCUCGAGUCCGUCGCCUCCGUCACAUCUAGUGCUUUCAGUACGCAGUCCGAACGGCCACGUCCCACGAGGAUGCUAAGCCGGAUGCAAACGCUUCCCGUUUACAGCACUUCUUCCUUUUGCAAAAGCUUUGCCCCUGCCCUUGAAUGUUAUUAUAAUGAGGCGGCGGAUGGGGAUUUUUUUACUAAAAGUUGCAAAUCGCAUUGCACCAAUUUUGUAUCCCCUAAUUUAACGACACAUCUCGCACACCCCACCCGCCGUCUUCGUCGUAUACUCUCCCGCAGUCGUUCUGCUGGUGCCUAUCCUAAAGAGUCCACACCCUUACUCGCUUAUGAAAAAAGUAGUAGCUAUUCUGAAAGUUCCGAACAGGACUAUGAUUUCUAUAUCGCAAAUGACAUUUACGAAAGCAUAAAGUCUAAAAACUCAAAAAGUAUCGAAAACUAUACAAAUACAUCAAAAGGUAAACCUUCAAAAGUACGUCAAAAGCAUCGUUCAAAAAGGAAAUUACAAUCGCAAUUGACCAAUUAUUAUAAAUACAGUAAUGAAGGUAAUUGCAACCAUUACUUUCAAAUAGAUAAUCCGAGAGUCGCCCGUCAAAUUAAAACAUCAAAAACAGGCAAUCAUAAAAUAGUUCAAACAAACACUUUGCCGGAAACAUCCUUUUUUGAUGAAGCUAAUGAUAAACGUAAAAAUAAUAAAACGGAAGAACCUUUCCAUCAUUUUCAUGGCUAUGCUAGUGAUGAUAGUAUAGCAGAAACCACUAUACAUAUUAUUAGACUUGAUAGACAGUAUAGUUUAGAUAAAGAUGGAAGGGAACCGCAAACUGAAAAACAACGAGAUUCUAAAAAAAGGAAUAAAUCUUAUUCAUCUACCGAAGAUGUAGAUAGGAAAAAUAUAUUAUCUUUAGAUUUAAAAGCAAGAUAUGAUAAUGUUGAAACAUUUAAUAACGAGCUUGAAGAUACUGAAAUUGGAUUUAACGAGAAGUCUACGAGGUAUUACGAUAUUUCACCUCCUAGCUUUUUAAAACCGUCAACUCCAGGAGAAAAAGAAGUUAUGUUUAAAAAAAUGUACAUUUCCAGGCACAAUAAAAAAUAUUUAAAGCAAAAAGAUGUAAAUCGAGAUCAAGAACUAGUCACAUGGAAAAGGCAGGCUGUAAAUAAAGUUCCUAAAACUCCAACAUGCAAUGGACAUCACCCCCAAUAUUCCGUUUUUCACCCAACUAAUUUAGAUAGAACAUUUAAAUAUCCAUUAUCACCUAACAUAAACAACGCUUACUCUCAAUCACCUUUUUAUGCUGCAACCAAUCACGUAGACCAAGAGUAUAGUAAAAUGGCUAAUUCUUUGUCUGUCGGUCUUUCUCCCACGAACCUCGGCUCGCCCCGUGGUGUGCUCACAUCCGUCGCCCCGCACUUGCCAUCCGAUGACACACAUCAUAACACCACCGAAGCGACGACGUAUCUGCCUGCUGCUGCUGACUUCACUCGUGCUGACAAACCGAAAACAUCAAACAUGCCAUACGAGGAGCGUCAUAAUUCUCCAACUACCAAAACCAAUGAUACACGGACCAAAACCGUCUAUUCGCCUGAACUUGAAUGCAGCAAUGACUAUGGAGGGCGUGAGAACGGGCGGAAUCACAGCCAACAGCAGCCGCUCGAGAGGCGAGAAUCUCGACGCGGACAGUUUACUCGCAGUCUCAGCAAUGCUGAUGUACCUCCUGAUGAAAAAGCAGACGGCAGUCUCAGCGAUACAGCACUUGGUGGAACCAAUGAAGUAGAGCCUGUAAGUGACGACGCCCUUCUCAAAGCCGAACCAAGAGAUUUCUUCGGCCCUGGCAUGGGAAAGAAAAGCAACUCUACUUCUCAACUUUCUGCCACAGGAAGAAAAAGACGGUUAGGUUUCGGUAAACGUGGGAAAAAUUCGUUUACGGUUCAACGCAGCGAGGAAGUGGUGCCUGGGGAAAUGCGAGGCGGUACACGGGCCUCUUCCGCAUCGAGCGAAAACGACGAUGAAAGGUGGUCUCCUGGGAUGCGAGGAUCAGGGUCUUCCGAUGGCGGUGGCUAUACAGACUUUAUUGAUGGGCUGGGCCCAGGACAGCUUGUCGGUAGACAGCUCCUGGGAGCAGCCACUCUUGGCGAUGUUCAACUCUCCAUGUGUUACCAGAAAGGAUUUCUUGAGGUGGAGGUAAUUCGGGCAAGAGGGUUACAAGCGAGACAAGGUAGCCGUACACUGCCAGCGCCUUACGUUAAAGUGUACUUAGUGAAUGGUAAACGCUGCAUUGCCAAGGCAAAGACGAGCACCGCAAGAAGAACAUUAGAUCCACUAUACCAACAAACUCUUACAUUUAGGGAAAACAACAAGGGAUGUAUUCUACAAGUUACGGUGUGGGGGGAUUAUGGUCGCAUAGAAGGUAAAAAAGUGUUCAUGGGAGUGGCGCAGAUCGUUCUAGACGACUUAAAUCUCACCAAUAUUGUCAUCGGAUGGUACAAGCUCUUCGGAACCACGUCACUGUUACAAGACAGUACAUCGCAAUCGGCAAAACCUCUAUGACGUCAUCAGAAUCUGUCUCAUUUUGUCGCGCACACGUAUCAGGCACCUACUAAUCGCAAGCUCUUAGUGCCCGGGUGAUAAAAGUAACCAAGGUGCAGCAGUGGCUAGUGUGUUCGACGAAGCUAUAUCAAACACAAUAAAAAUUAACUUUGUCCAAACAAUACAUUUAGUGAUACUGCUUUAAUAUCAUAAUAAACUGCAAAAAUAUCUUGAACAUAGGAAAUUUUCUAUAAAACGAAAGUUAUAUGUAAAUGAUUUGUAUUUUUAUUUUCUUUUGGAAUGCCUACCGGAGUUUUGAAUAGAUAGCAUUUUAUAGCAAGAAAAUAAAAUGUAUAGU
Pararge aegeria (speckled wood butterfly) is the source of this 6187-nucleotide messenger RNA. It is a transcript of the gene Rim, whose product is annotated as regulating synaptic membrane exocytosis protein 2. Lineage: Eukaryota; Metazoa; Arthropoda; Insecta; Lepidoptera; Nymphalidae. The transcript is spliced from 23 exons. Gene Ontology annotation, biological process: calcium ion-regulated exocytosis of neurotransmitter; intracellular protein transport; positive regulation of synaptic transmission. Gene Ontology annotation, cellular component: cytoskeleton of presynaptic active zone; presynaptic membrane. The record is from RefSeq and is a predicted model, not a curated record. Gene Ontology annotation, molecular function: transmembrane transporter binding; small GTPase binding. The coding region runs from base 367 to 5850 and encodes 1827 amino acids.